Diceros bicornis minor is the source of this 327-nucleotide messenger RNA. Its product is annotated as proline-rich protein HaeIII subfamily 1-like. Lineage: Eukaryota; Metazoa; Chordata; Mammalia; Perissodactyla; Rhinocerotidae. Bases 1 to 327 code for a protein of 108 amino acids. The record is from RefSeq and is a predicted model, not a curated record. The transcript has a single exon.
AUGACCCCCACCUCCAGCAGGGCGGCUCCACUUCCAGCGGGACCCCGCACCUCCAACAGGAUCCCCCACCUCCAGCAGGACCCCCCACCUCCAGCGGGACCCCCGCACCUCCAGCAGGACCCCGCACCUCAGCAGGACCCCCUACCUCCAGCAGGACCCCCUACCUCCAGUAGGGCCCCCCACCUCCAGCAGGACCCCGCACCUCCAACAGGGCCCUCCACCUCCAGCGGGGCCCUCCACCUCCAGCAGGACCCCGCACCUCCAGCAGGGCCCUGCACCUCCAGCAGGACGACCGCACCCCAAGCAGGACCCCCGCAUCCCCAGUAG